This is a messenger RNA of Xyrauchen texanus (razorback sucker), 2900 nucleotides long. Its product is annotated as mesoderm induction early response protein 2-like. Gene Ontology annotation, biological process: negative regulation of transcription by RNA polymerase II. The transcript is spliced from 13 exons. The record is from RefSeq and is a predicted model, not a curated record. Bases 23 to 1246 code for a protein of 407 amino acids. Gene Ontology annotation, molecular function: transcription corepressor activity; histone deacetylase binding. Gene Ontology annotation, cellular component: nucleoplasm. NCBI's taxonomy places the organism in Eukaryota, Metazoa, Chordata, Actinopteri, Cypriniformes, Catostomidae.
UCGGAAUGGCGGAGGUGUUCGAAUGGGCUCCAAGGGCCAACACCACAGUCGUGUAGACAUUUUCCACCAGGGCUAUGCAGCGCCACUGGAGGCCUUUCCCUGGCCAACCACGUUCCUAGAGCAGCAGGACAGGAGCCUUGUGGCCCUACGGAGGCAGCUGGCAAAGAUGGCAACCCAGUCCCACACAGGUGGUGAGAUGUCAGUUGAGCAACUGCUGGCACUUUAUGGGUACAAGAUGCCUGAUCCUGUCCUGCAGCAACAACGGGAGCCUAAUGAGCUGGCAGCCAGUCUGCCUGAAACGACACUAGAUGAGGUUGAGAUGGACAAAGACCUCUUCUCAGAUGAGGUGGAUAAAAGCAACCAUUCCUCUGCUGAUGACAUCGCACUGUCUGUCACUUCUCACGCAUCUGAACUCUUACAAUGUCACUUACGAGGUGAUGACAAAGACACUUCAGUCAGCUCCUCAGAAGACGACGCCGAGAGCGCCACGAUCCCCUCCAGCGAUGGAAGCAAGGACAUCAUGGUGGGCUCUCAAUAUCAGGCAACAAUUCCUUCUCUCUCCUCACACACUUUUAAUGAAAGAGCCUAUGAGAAUGAGGACCAGUUGUUGUGGACCCCCAGUGUGCUGUCCAUUCCAGCUGUGGAGGAGUUUUUGCUUGAGGUCCAGAGAAGAGGGAGUGAAAAUGGAACUAUAAACACUUUGACUACAGGAGACACAGUCAAAGAUAAUGAACAGGCUCUUUAUGAACUGGUUAAAUGCAACUUCAAUGCAGAAGAGGCACUUCGAAGAUAUCGCUUCAAUGUGAAGGUUUUCAAUGAAGAGCUUUGUGCCUGGAGCCAGGAGGAGUGUCGAAACUUUGAGCAUGGUUACCGUGUCCAUGGGAAGAACUUUCACCUCAUACAGGCCAACAAGGUCCGCACGCGCUCAGUGGGUGAGUGUGUAGAGUACUACUACAUGUGGAAGAAAUCUGAACGGCAUGAGUAUUUCACACAGCAAGCCACCAGGCUGGGGCGUAAAAAGUGCAAUCUGCCAUCUGGAAACUUGGAGGAUGCUGAGCCAGAUGGAGAUAUUGUUGAGGUGAAAGGUGCCACUCAAGGUUUGCUUAGUAGGACGUCCAUUCAACAAACUCCAUCACCUUCUCCAGUUAUUCAGCUGAAUAAUCAUGAGGAGAACCUGAAUUGUGCAGCUCAGUUUCAGGGUCGUCCACGACGGAAACGCACGCCGCGCUUCCUCUUAAAGCCCUGAGCUUGCUGCGCUUUGACAACCUAAAACUGACAGGUACACAGGUUCUAAGCAAGACAUUUGGGAGAUGGAACUACGUGAGGAUUCUUGCUCUAGCCUACAGGGGGAGCAAAUGUUCAGCCAAUUUUCGCCACUCCCACCAGCUCUCCAGACUCCUGUCACAGAUUGUCCAGACCUGGCCUCCCUGUCCACUCAGCUUUACUUCUCCCCGCUGUCCUGUAACCACACCAUCCCUUCCUCUCAGCCAGACUCAGGGCUCCCGGAAACAGGUCUUUAUCAGCUGCAGCUGGGCUCUUUUCCUGGAGACAUUGUACCUACCAAUUAUGUUCCCUCGAGAAGAAUUCAGCUUGACUUUUCAUUACCUUCCUCACCUGUCUGGUCCCCUGUUUCCCCAUCCAUUGCCAUCCCAGAUUUUGGGGUUAUCAGUAGCCUCUUUUGCCCUCCCUCCACCAUCUGCUCCACGCCCAUCCAACACUCUCAGUCCCUCAUACAGUGACUCAACAAUGGACAACAUUCCAGAUCUAAACAAAUGACUCUACCACAUGCAAUGAGAGUGUUUUUUAGUUUAAUAAAUCAAAUUAAUUCUGUUAAACAGGAUAUUUCAACCACUCAUUAUUUAAUCACCCUGAUUUCAUUCCAAACCUGUAUGACUUACUUUCUUCAUUGGAACACAAAAGAAGAGAGAAUGUUAGCAUUUGUCACUUUUCUCUUUCAUUGGAUCCUCUUUCCAUACUAUAAAAGUGAAUGAUGACUGAGACUAACAUCCUGGCUAACAUCACAUUUUAGGUGAACUAACCCCCAAAAGUUUAUUUUCCUACAAGUAUGAUGGUGGACUUUUAAGUAACUGUCAUUGCUUUCAUGUAUUGUUAAUUUCAUUGACCCUUUGUGGGAUUCUGGCUUUUCUGUUGUAGGAUCUUUUUGUGCAAUACAAUUUCGAGUUCCUCAGGGGCUUUGAUCGUUUCCCUCUCGGUCUGGUCCAUCAGUACAGAAGUACUUAGUGUUGAAGAGGGUUUUUGAAUGGUUUAUGUUUAUAUGCUCCACAAAUGCUUUGCCAACAAAUGUAAUCUGAUUUGCCAGUGUAGGAACACCUAAAGGUAUAGUUCACCUAAAAAUGUACAUUCAGUCAUCAUGGCUGACUUUCAUACGGGUUUGAAACGAGGGUGAAUAAAUGACGAAAAAUUUUCAUUUUUAGGUGAACUAUCUUUUUAAGUCAAAUUCUACUGUGGCUUAUUCACUGUAUUAAGUUUCUCAGGUUUUGCAGCCAACCUUAUUCCCCAGAAUCCUUCACUACAGAGAGACUCGGACCAUCACAUCCACUGUAGUACCUCAUUUGUGACUUGUCAUUUGCUCAAAGUGCCACCAACAAGGACUUUUGUUAUUUAGGAUAGAUAACUGCUUAUGUUAUCAUCCGCAUCUCUUUGCGUACAUCGAGUUUCAGUGUAUAUAUAUAUAUAUAUAGAAUUUUUUGCUGUUGCUUCUAAUUGUUUAGACUGCUUUUGUCAAUUUCACGCAAGUUUCAGAAGAAAUGAAAGGGAGACAAACACUGUUUUGGCUCAUUUGACCUUAUUAUGUUUUUUUUUUUUUUUUUUUAGCAAUUUAUCUAUUACUGCUCCUGUUAUAUUGAUUUAUUGUCCCUGUUAUUAUAUUUUGUAAAUAU